AUGGAUAUUAAUAAGGAACUUAAUAGAAAAACUAGAAGUUUAAUCCAAUCACUUCAAUCACUUUUUAGUAAUCCAUACAGAGAUUGGAAGGAUAAAUUUACUAGGGAAGUCGAUCAGCGCCUUAAUCAAUUGAAAAGGGAAACAAUUUUGAAAAAACAAAAGAGACUCUGUAGAGAUUUUAAUGAUUGGGUAGAUGAUACAAAGGAAGAUUUUUUUACUACCCUAGGAAAAAAAUUAAACAUUCAAAGAGAUAGUAAAACAAAAUGGGAAGAAAAUGAGAAAUCUAUAAUUGGUAAAAUGUCAUCUAUCUACUCAUGUAAAAGAAAUCCUAGUAAAUAUAAUAAAACAAUAAGAAAUAAAAGGAGACGUGUAGAAGACUUUUGCGAAGAAAGGGAUGAGCGUAUUGGAGAACUGAAUAAGAAUUUUACGAAUCAAAAAUGCAUGGAUUUAAACAAAUGGAUUAAUAGCAAAAAGGAUGAUUUUACUAAAAAUAACAGAUGGAGUAUAGAUGAUAGCAAGAAAAAUAAUAAAGAUUUCGAAAUUUCUAAAAAUUGUACAUUGUAUAAUAUGAAAAUGUUUUCUUCCAAUAUUGAUUGCUAUAAAUCAGGUUCAUAUUCUGAUAAAACAUCAGAAAAUAAUAAUUUUGCCUCAAAUUCAAAGAAAACAUCUAACAGCAUAACAUCGAACACUAAUACUAAUCAACACACCCCCACUCCUAAACUUGCAAUUAAAUCUCCAACUGGAUCUACUCCUAAAAGCGUAACUACAACUUCAAUUAUAUCAACACUUACAUCCGUAUCUUCACUUACAAAUACUCCCUUAUCUACAAAUAUAUCUCCAACUAAAGUUGCUUCUACAAGUAUAACCACAACCUCAGUUGCACCAACAUCUUCAACUGUAUCUCCACAUACAAAUGUAUCCGUUUCUUCAAAUAAAUCUCCAAUUAAGCCUGCUUCUACGGGGACAAAUAAAACAGAAUCUUUACCAACACGUGCAACGCCAUUAACACCUGCAAAUACAUCUUCAUCUACAAGUGCAUCUGUAUCUGAAGCUAUAUCUCCAAUUGAACUUUCUACUAUAAAUACCACAACUCCAGUUGUAAAAGAACCUAAAACUUCAUAUAAUUUAUCUAUAUCUCCAGAUAUAAAUAAAAAUACUUUAAAUAGUUCAAUGAAUAAUUCCAAUCUUAUGCUAAAUAAUUCAAUAAAGACUUUAUAUAUAUCAACAAGUAACGUUGUAGCUACCCAUCCUUCACUUCUACAAGAUGCAACUUUUCCAAAUAUAAUUUCAGGUAAUUCUACAAAAACUACAUCUUCAGGAAUUUUACCUACCUUAAUUAUUCUCCCAAUAGGAGGAUCACUAAUUUUAUUUAUGUUCUUUUUUGCCCUUCUCUAUAAACAUACUCCUAUUGGAUCAUGGUUUGAUAAUCGUAAAUCUAAGAAAAAAAAAAAACAUAAAAAACAGAAAGAAGUACAAAUAGAUUUGACAACAUCUUUAGCUUUUCCCUAUAAAAAGUUAGAGAAUAAUAUGAAAAAUCUUGGGAUAUAUGAGAAAAACGGUUCCAUAUGUGAAAUAAGAUUGGAAAAUGAAGUUAAUAUAGGUGAAAGAUACGGAGAAGAAGAAUCCAAAGAAAAUGAAAAUAAAGAAAAAGAAGAAAGAAUAAAAAAAGAAGAAGAACAUAGUAAAAGAAAUAUAGAAACAAAGAUCAAUACUGUUGUAAUAGAUAAAAAGUGGAAAUGGAAAGCUAUAAUUGAAAUUCAUAUGAUGGUAUUAGAAGAGUGUCAAAAGGAAGAGUGGGAAUUUAAUAGAAGAGGAUUUCUAAAAAUUUGUUUGGAUGAAUUUAAAGAAGAAGGUAUAUAUUCGGAUAUAAUUAUCAGAGACUUAACAAUGGAAAUAGAUCAAGAAAAAAUUACUAGUAUUUUUUUAGAACAAAAGCCUUUAUGGAAAAUAUGGACAGAAUGGAAUGAUAAGUUGAUAGAGAAAUGGAAAAAGAAACAGUGGUUUAAAAAUUUGAUAGAAGAAUGGAAAAAAGAAGUAAAUAAAUGUGUAGAAUUAAUAAAAGAAGAGAUGAUGGAAGGCACAGAAAAGGGAGCAAUUAACCCCAUGCUAGAGAGACAAAAAAUAAUAUGGAAGAAUUGGAUACAAAAGCAAAAAAAGUCGCAUAUUUUUAAUGAAAGAUUGUUAAAACAAUUGCUAGUAGAAUAUGAAGUAGAAGAAAUGAAAAAAAAUAUGGAAACAACAGAUAGAGAGAAAAUAAGAACUCAGAUAGAGGAGAGAAAUAAAGCAUAUAAUGAUUCAAACAAAAAUAAAUUAAUAUCGAGAUUAAGGAUAGAGAUAUAUAUGAUGGUAUUGGAUGAAUGUAAAAAAGAGGAAUGGAUAAGGAACAAUAAAGAAUUUUUUAAAGAAUGCAUAGAAAAGUUGAAAAUGCAGGACAAUUCAGAUGAAAAAAAAGAAAUUUUGGAAAUAGAAGAAGAAAUAAUAAAAAACUUUAUAUUAGAAAAAAAAAGAGGAAAAUUAGAGAAAUUUAAAAAAGAAAAAUGGUUUAUUGAAUUGAAGAAAGAAUGGAUGGGCAAAGAAAAGAAAUAUAUGGAAGAGUUGAACAAGGAAAACUUAUUAGGGAAUAAUGAGCAGAUAAUCGAAAACCCAAUGCUGCAAAAGCAAAAGAUUAUAUGGAGAAAACAUUGGAAAGAUAUGCAUAAGAAGUUUUUAGAGAAUGAAAAUAAAAAUGAAUCCUUUAUAAAGUUCAUGGAUGAAUACAAUAGUAAAGAAGUCAAUAGAAAAGAAUCAGAUAAAAUUAACGUAGCAGAAAAAAAUAUAAAAGAUGAUGAAAUUGGAGAGGAAAGAGAAAAACAAAAAUAUUUACAGGAGAAAAAGGAGGAAAUAAAUAGAGAAGAUGAAAAAGAAAGAAAAAAAAAAGAACAAAAGAUAAAACAUAUGGAAGAGAAGGUAGAAAAAGUGAAAGAAAAGAGCGAUUGUAUGAUAUUGAGAAAAAAGCCGAAGCGAAAAACUUUAAUAGAAAUACAUAUGGUGAUAAUGGAGGAUUGUAAACAAGAGGAGUGGGAAUUAAAUAGAGUAGAAUUUUUAGAAAUUUGCUUAAAUGAAUGGUUAAAAGAUGAAGAAUCAGUUGAUGUAAAGGGCAAAGAAGCUACAAUGAUAAAAAAAGAAGAAAGUAGUAGCAUUGAAUCAGAGAAACAAAAGAUAUUAUCAGGGAAAUGGAUAGAAAGACAAGGAAGCAUGUUGGAAAAAUGGAAAGAGGAAGAAUGGUUUAAAAAUAUGAAGGAAGAAUGGAAAAAAGAAGAAAAAAAAUAUAUAGAAACAUUAGGAAAAUCAGAAAUUAUAGAUGGAACAAAUGAAAAAAAUAGUCAUCCUACAUUAGAGAGAAAAAAAGAAAUAUGGAAGCAAUGGUUACAGAAACAAAGGGAGUUAUUUAUGGGAUAUUAUAAGAAGGGAUGGUUUGAAGAGUUGCUAGAAGAAUAUGAAUUCGUAAGAGAAGAAAACGAAGAGAAUGUAGAAGAAAAGGAAAAUAAUUUAGAAAAUCAGAGAAGAGACGUAACAGUAGUAGACAUAAAAAAAGAAGUAAAUAAUAAGAUAAAGAAGGAAAAGUUAAUAUCUAAUAUGUGCGUAGAGAUACAUAUGAUGAUAUUAGAUCAAUGUAAAAAGGAAGAGAUAUAUUCCAUGAGAAAUGAGUUUCUUAGAUCAUAUAUAGAACAAAAGAAAGAACGUGGAGGAUCCUAUAAACAAAAAAUGGGAAACAAGGAAACAGAUAAGACAGAAGAAGAAAGAGAAAUGAAUAUUAUGAUAGAUAAGAAGAAAAAACAAUGGGAAUGCUGGAAAAAAGAAGAUUGGUUUCAAGAGCUGAAGUUGGAUUGGAAAGAGGAAAUGAAACGUAUGAUAAAAGAUACAAACAAAAUAAAAAAAGAAAUAAUAAAUCCCAUGUUGGAAACACAAAUAGUUCUGAAAAAUUGGCAAGAAAGGCAAAGAAAUAUUUUAAAGAAACGGAAUAAACAAAAUAAACAUGAAAAUUCGAUAAAAAAGAACAAAGAUGAAGAAAAAAUAAAAAAAGAAAAUGAAAUGACUUAA
Molecule: messenger RNA, 4080 nt
Organism: Plasmodium relictum
Lineage: Eukaryota; Apicomplexa; Aconoidasida; Haemosporida; Plasmodiidae
Product: surface-associated interspersed protein (SURFIN)
Exons: 2
Coding region: 1-4080 (1359 amino acids)
Source: RefSeq, a predicted model, not a curated record